Molecule: messenger RNA, 1917 nt
Organism: Aedes albopictus (Asian tiger mosquito)
Lineage: Eukaryota; Metazoa; Arthropoda; Insecta; Diptera; Culicidae
Product: zinc finger protein 454
Exons: 5
Coding region: 22-1317 (431 amino acids)
Biological process (GO): regulation of transcription by RNA polymerase II
Cellular component (GO): nucleus
Molecular function (GO): zinc ion binding; DNA-binding transcription activator activity, RNA polymerase II-specific; RNA polymerase II cis-regulatory region sequence-specific DNA binding
Source: RefSeq, a predicted model, not a curated record
UGAACGAGUUGAGUGAUAUCGAUGAUAUCCAACAAGUUUGUUUUGAAACCGCUUCUUAAGUCGAAAGAUAUGGAAAAGGUAAAAAUUGAAUCAAAAUCCCACGUUAUUCCUCGUCAGGUUUGUCGUCUGUGUUUGGGGGAAAAAUUACUUAACAAUAUAUUUCUGGAAAAUGUUCUACAUCAAUGGAUAUCUGCUUAUCUCUCAAUUGAGGUAUCCACUGAGGAUCACAUGAGCCAACUCAUCUGUGCCGGAUGUCGAAUACGGUUGACUGAAUUCCAUCAAUUCCGGCUGCGUUGCCAGGAAGUGCAAUGCGUUCAGCUAUCCAUGAUCCAUAUGUCUACCGGUGUCAAUGAUCCAGCUAAGGAUAUUGGAACGAUAGCUCAAGUGCAGUUAGUCGGAGAAGAAGAGCAAAGUGCUCUAAGCAUUGUCUGUGAAGUUUGUCAUAAGGUGUUCAAGACCAAUAAGCAAUUGUUCAAUCAUAGAAGAAUUCAUAAGCCCAAGAAACAUCGAUGUACUAGUUGUAGGAAAUCGUUUGUAAGACGUGAACAUCUGGACAAACACAUCAAAAUGCACAAUGCAAAGCUAGAAGAAGGAAAUGAGUUACAAAAUAAAGAGCCAUCGACCAGAGCAUCUAAUUCAACAGAAUUGGGGUUGCUCACUAACCAGCUUGACCAUCAGUUUCCUGACCAACAACCAAUCUCCGUCAAACUUGAACCUCUGGACGAAGAUAUUUCAUACGGAGAAAGUAAAUUUUCUGAUAGUGUAGAGCCAAUGAUCGACAUAGGACAACCGAAAGUAGAAGAACGUUCAGAUUCAGAAGUCGAAACACCAAGUGACGGCCUCAUGGCGAAUGAUAAGCCAAAUCCGGAGGAGAAAUGCGUUGAAAAGCCAUUCAAGUGUGAUCUAUGUCAAAAGAGGUUCCUGAAAAAGCGUAGACUGGAUUUUCACACACGGUACAUACAUGGCGCAAAAUCGCACAUUUGUCCUAUCUGCGAAAGACCGUUUAGAUUCCGCCAUCAUAUGCUAGACCACACGCGAACGCAUCUAUCGCCUCACGAACGCCAGCAAAUGGGUGACCAAAAUGCCAGACCAUUCGAGUGCGAUGUAUGCCACAAGACGUUUAAGAUCCAGAAAGCCCUGUAUCACCACAAACGAUAUCGGCAUGGGCCGAAGAACCACGCCUGUCAACUUUGCGGGUUCCAGUUUGCAUUGGCGUCUCGGUUGGCGAAGCAUAUGAAAGGUCAUGACCGGCGAGGAGAGACCGAAGAGGAUUUCCUGAAUUUAGAAGAAGCAGCGAAUGAAGAUGAAUAUUUAUAAAUUUUAUAAAUUGUUUAAUAAAGAAUACAUAUGACAUAUGUCAUAUGUGCAUCUUUCAGGUUUACAGUACUUGAAGCAAUCCCGCUGUUACGUUUGUAACACUUGUAGUGAACAUUUUGUCAGUUUUUUUUUCGUAUGUUAUACCUACUAUGGUUUGUACAUCUGUCUCUGAAUUUUAAUGCGCAUUUGUAGCGCUCCUGUCAUUUCGGGAAGCGAUCCAGUACAAAACACGCAAGCCGUCCCCUAACACGGAUAUCAAAUAGCUGACGGUCUUGUGUUGUUGCCCGAAUAAGGAGGCCCCCCUUAGGAUUUGAAACUCCUAGACCAAACUCAAGCUACGUAAGCAACUACCGUGAGGUGCCCAUAUUUCGUGCACUUAAGAAUUCUCAAAGUUUGAUAAACGACUGAAAUUUUACCAUAAAGUAUAUUAGAUUAAUUUCUUCGAUAAUAUUUAGUGCUGGCACUGUAGCUCCCAAGAAAAAUAUAAAUUAGGCAACUUCACAUUAUACAAGAUAGUUACAGCAUUAGUUUUGAUUUGUUUGAAAGUGCCAAAUUUCGUGCACGGGUUCCAAAUUUCGUUCAAAAUGGGUCCAAAUUUCG